GUUAUACCUCGAUAUGGAGUACCUGAAGUAAUUGACUCGGACAGAGGAACGCAUUUUGUGUCAAAAAUUGUUAAAGAUCUAACAGAAAGCUUGGGUAUCAAGUGGGAAUACCAUACACCAUGGCAUCCACAAAGUUCAGGAAAAGUUGAAAGGAUGAAUGGAGAAAUUAAAACUAUUUUGACUAAACUAAUGAUAGAAACCAAAUUAUCAUGGAUUAAAUGCCUACCUAUGGCACUAUUAAUUCUCAGAACCAGACCCCGAGCAGAUGUAGGAAUAUCAGCGUUUGAAAUGGUGUAUGGAAUGUCCUACAGAAUUGAAAGCCCACAAACAAAUGUUUUAAUUAGAGACCGUGUGAUUAAUGAAUAUGUUUCACAAUUAGCAGAACAUCGUAACCAGCUUUGGGAACAUGGACUGAUUGUGCAACGACCCCCGUUGGACUUAAAAAUACACAAAGUUAAACCUGGGGAUUGGAUAUUGAUUAAAGUGUGGAAGGAAGAAACCCUAAAACCCAAUUGGGAGGGACCUUAUCUCGUUUUGUUGACAACAGAAACAGCUGUCCGGACUGCUGAGCGUGGAUGGACUCAUGCCAGCCGCAUUAAAGGCCCAGUGACGAGACCCCACUGGAAAGUAAUCAGUACUCCAGUUCAAGCUGCAAAGUGGGAAGCCUAUGUAAACAGGCAGAAAUCCCGAAACAGCUGUUCUCCUGAAGAAUUCCCUUGCUGCCGAGAAGAUGAUGCACCCCGUGACUCGGAGCAGCCGAGUCGACGGGCGAGGCAGAAGAGGAACAGACUGUGGAGAAAAAAAUCAGAACAAUGGGAUGCAAAAGCAGGAACAACAGAGCUUCCCCGGGAUUGGUAAAAAUUUACAUAAAUUGGUAAAAUUGACAGACACCCUUUUUCCUGGUAUACCGUUAGUCUUCAUAUUGAUAAUAACCCUGGCAGAAGGGGGAAACCCACAUGAACCAUUCAAGUGGGAACUAAUAUCUUGGGAAGGAACGAGAACAAUAGCCACUUUUAGCGACAUAGGUCCACCAGAGUUCAUAGUAAAACUUUGUGAUUUAGUACCAAUACAUUGUGGAAAGGGACCUCCAUUUUAUAUAUGCCCGGCUUCUGGACCGUCUUACUGUAAUUAUCCCGGACAUUAUUAUUGUGGCUAUUGGGGAUGUGAAACAAUAGCCUCGGGCUGGUCAGUAAAGGCCCCUGAUAAAUAUAUAAAAGCAACCUGGACUCCUAAUGGAUGUGUACCUGAGCAAACAGGUGUAGAUCUUACAGGUCUGCGGGACAUGGGUUAUGUGGCUUCACGAGACAGGGAAGUCUGUACCCGCAUCAAAUUUCAAGUAAUACAGCCCUUAGGAGACAAGUGGUUAGUAGGACUAACAUGGGGAAUACGUGUCUAUGGAGGAAUUCCUAAAGACGGGGGAGGGCAUUUUCUCAUAAGAAAAGUUAAAAUACCACAUGAUCCACUCCCUGUUGGGCCGAAUAAAGUAUUGAAUUCACCCAUUUCCCCGACGAAAAAGAUAGUCCCCGCAAGUGUUACAACCACUUGUCCAAACCCCUUAUCGAUAACAAAUAGAACAGCUAAUGACGUGGUGAUUGGUAGGGAUUCAGGUGUGCUGAAACCCAAAGACCCUUUAUGGGAUUUAAUGCAAGCCUCUUAUCGUGCCCUUAAUGAAAGCAAACCAAAUUUAACCAAGGAAUGCUGGUUAUGUUAUAAUGUUAGACCACCAUAUUUUGAGGCGAUUGGAAAAUCAGAUAAGAUUCAAUGGUCCAGAGGUUCAAACCCACGAGAAUGCCCAUGGAAUGACCAAAAAAACCAUACGCAGGGAAUUACUAUUCAAUUAGUAACAGGUCAAGGAAAAUGUAUUGGUACAGUGCCCAAAAAUUAUCAGCCUUUGUGCAACCAAACGACAAUAAUCACUACAAAAACCAUAAAUAAACACAAGAAUAGAAAAGACAAAUGGGCUAUCCCGACACCAGGAGCUAAAUGGGUUUGUUCAGACAUCGGAGUAACGCCUUGCCUAUCCCUAAAUCUGUUUGACCAAUCUCAGUUCUGCGUACAGGUGAUAAUUGUUCCUCGUCUAAUCUAUCACACUUCUGAGGAAGUGUUACGCCACUUUGAAGGAGACCUGAAUAUACAAAAACGAGAACCAAUUACAGUGGUAACCUUAGCUACACUGCUAAUAGCGGGGGGAGUCGGAGCAGGUACAGGCAUAGCCUCCCUAGUAAAAAGUCAGGAAUUACAAAGUUUACAGACGGCUGUAGAUGAAGAUUUAGCAAAAAUAGAACAAUCUAUCCAAAAUUUAGCCACUUCAGUAAAGUCUUUAUCGGAAGUAGUGCUGCAAAAUAGAAGAGGGUUAGAUUUAUUAUUCCUAAAAGAGGGGGGGUUAUGCGUAGCGAUAAAUGAAGAAUGCUGCUCUUUUGCUGACCAUACGGGAGUAGUUCAGGACACUAUGUCUGAACUCCGAAAAAGGUUAAAUCAACGUAGAAAGGAUCGGGAGGCGGGUAGGACAUGGUAUGAAAAUUGGUUUAAUGUUUCACCUUGGCUAACCACCUUGCUGUCUGCCUUAGCAGGACCGCUUAUUAUAUUGAUUCUGGGACUUAUAUUCGGGCCUUGUAUAUUACGCUGUAUAGUACACGAUAUUAAAAAACGAUUUGACAUAGCUAAACUGCUAAUUUUAACUACGAGGUCGGGGGAAAAAUAUAAAAAUGCAUCUAUUAAUGAGAAGGAAGAUUGUUGCGAAUGUGUUAUACCACGAGGGGGCUAUGCCUAUUGUAAUUGUGAAGUAUUACCAUGUGAGUGUAAUGAUAAAUGUUGGGAUUGUGGAAAAAGGUUUAUUUACAGUGCCGAGAAUGAAAGCAACGUCUAAUAAACAAUAAUAGUAUAAAGAGAAGAAGGGGGGAAAUUGUGAGAAACUACAGAUUGAGAUAUUGUUUAUUAAGAUAUACGUAAAGGUUAGACAAUUGUGAGAAACUACAGAUUGGGAUAGUGUUUAUUAAGAUAUAUAUAAAGGUUAGACAAUUGU
Messenger RNA from Taeniopygia guttata (zebra finch), 3022 nucleotides. NCBI's taxonomy places the organism in Eukaryota, Metazoa, Chordata, Aves, Passeriformes, Estrildidae. The record is from RefSeq and is a predicted model, not a curated record.